This is a messenger RNA of Haliotis rubra (blacklip abalone), 499 nucleotides long. Its product is annotated as von Willebrand factor C domain-containing protein 2-like. Gene Ontology annotation, cellular component: AMPA glutamate receptor complex. The record is from RefSeq and is a predicted model, not a curated record. NCBI's taxonomy places the organism in Eukaryota, Metazoa, Mollusca, Gastropoda, Lepetellida, Haliotidae. Gene Ontology annotation, molecular function: protein binding. The transcript is spliced from 2 exons. The coding region runs from base 72 to 482 and encodes 136 amino acids. Gene Ontology annotation, biological process: negative regulation of BMP signaling pathway.
AAUUCUGAUAACGAAUUUCAGACGAAAACUAACAGUCACCAUUUGCACCAAGCUGCAGCACAAAGGAAACGAUGAUCGGUAUCCUCCUCUGCCUGCUGAGUUUAUGCCUGGUGGCCGUCAUCAACACCUCCCCAGUCAUCCUUACAACUACGCCCAACGCAUGCCUAAACAACGGCAAAUACUACAUGGUUGGCGAGUCUUUCAGACCAACGCCCUGCGAGCAGUGCUUCUGUGCAGCUGCCGGUCGACCUGCCUGCAUAUCCAUUGACUGCGCAGUUGCUAUGUGUGUUGAUGCUGUGAAAUCACCAAACCAGUGUUGUUCAACAUGUCCAAAUGGCUUGAACUGCAAACACGGUGACGUCAUCAUCAAGAUGGGCGAGGUGUAUCACCCAGACAAAGCGACUGCGUGUCAGUGUAACUUCGGUAACCCCUACCUCGGCUUCGGCAGCCUUGAAUUAAAGGCAAAUUGCACCUCAAUCUGAAUAAAUAUGUGUUUGUA